AUGCCUCCCGCCGCUUACAACGGCUCAUCCACGCCGCAACACAGUUCGAGACCAGGAUCGACUAAACCCGGUACACCCAUUUCGAGUACCAGUAAUUGUUCUCUAAUAUUGAGGAAGCAACUUUUGGAACUGCAAAAAUACCCUGUAGAUGGGUUCUCAGCUGGAUUAGUGGACGAUGAUAACAUACUCGAAUGGCAAAUCGUCAUCAUGGGCCCCGCUGAUACACUGUACGAAGGAGCUAUCCUGAAAGCUAGACUGAUUUUCCCUCCAGAAUACCCACUAUUGCCUCCCAAGAUGAUUUUCGAUUCGGAGAUGUGGCAUCCAAAUGUGUAUAAUACGGUAGAUAAGAAAGGAGAAGUCUGUGUAUCAAUCCUUCAUCAACCAGGAGAAGAUGAAUGGGGAUUUGAAGAUGCAGGUGAACGAUGGUCACCUGUACAUGGCGUUGAAAGUGUUCUCGUCUCAGUAAUUUCCCUGCUCUCCCAAGAUAGUCCCGACCUCUCGUCACCAGCCAACGUAGAUGCCGCCAAAGAAGUAAGAGAAGAUUUUCCAUCGUAUAAGAAGAGGGUAAAGAGAUUAGCACGUCGAUCAGCUGAAGAAGCGUAUGAUUGA
This is a messenger RNA of Kwoniella shivajii, 609 nucleotides long. RefSeq lists its product as uncharacterized. The transcript is spliced from 8 exons. The record is from RefSeq and is a predicted model, not a curated record. Gene Ontology annotation, molecular function: ubiquitin conjugating enzyme activity. The coding region runs from base 1 to 609 and encodes 202 amino acids. Gene Ontology annotation, biological process: ubiquitin-dependent protein catabolic process; protein polyubiquitination. Lineage: Eukaryota; Fungi; Basidiomycota; Tremellomycetes; Tremellales; Cryptococcaceae.